Schizosaccharomyces osmophilus is the source of this 1410-nucleotide messenger RNA. RefSeq names its product serine/threonine protein kinase Ran1/Pat1 (gene pat1). The record is from RefSeq and is a predicted model, not a curated record. Gene Ontology annotation, molecular function: protein kinase activity; ATP binding. The transcript has a single exon. Bases 1 to 1410 code for a protein of 469 amino acids. Gene Ontology annotation, biological process: protein phosphorylation. Lineage: Eukaryota; Fungi; Ascomycota; Schizosaccharomycetes; Schizosaccharomycetales; Schizosaccharomycetaceae.
AUGCCUCCGGCUCCCGAAGCUCGCAUAGGUGAAACAUUGGAUGAUUCCUUGCAAUUUAUUUCUGUCAUUGGCGUUGGUGCAUAUGGUGUCGUUUACAAAGCAGAAGAUCUUUACGAUGGUACGCUGUAUGCAGUCAAGGCCCUGUGCAAAGACGGCCUAGAUGCAAAGCAAAAACUGUUACAGUCAAAAGAACUAUAUUUACAUGCGCGCGUACAAUCUCAUCCUAAUAUUCUGUCUUUAUACCGUGUCUUAGACACUGAAGAUACAAUCUAUGUGGUUUUGCAAUACUGCCCUGACGGCGACCUAUUUACCUGCAUCACCGAGAAGAGUCUAUACCGCGGCAAUGACUUGUUGAUAAAACACGUCUUUAGUCAGCUCAUCAGCGCUGUGCAACACUGCCACUCCGUUGGCAUCUACCAUCGUGAUUUGAAGCCCGAAAAUAUCCUCGUAGACGAUGAAGGGCGUACGGUUUACUUGGCCGACUUUGGUCUCGCAACCACAGAUGAACUCUCAAGUGACUAUGGUUGCGGCAGUUUAUUUUACAUGUCUCCGGAAUGUCAGCGUGAGUCGUCCAACCCAAACGCGCUUUCCUCUGUAGGCUAUCAAGUUUAUACACCAUUGACGAACGAGUCAUCUGAGAAACCUUCCUCCGCGUUUGGCACGGCACCGAACGAUGUAUGGGCGCUAGGCAUUAUACUCAUCAAUCUGUGUUGCCAAAGAAAUCCAUGGAAACGUGCAUGUUCCCAAACAGAUGGCACGUAUCGUUCGUACGUGCAAAAUCCGUCGACGUUGUUAACCAUUCUCCCGAUAAGUCGAGAACUGAAUUCCUUGUUAAAUCGCAUAUUUGAUCGAAACCCAAAAACAAGGAUAGGUUUAUUGGAGCUUUCAACGGUAGUCAGUAAUUGUAAAACGUUUACGCGAAGAAUGCGUCCAGCUCCCCUAGUCUCGUCAAAAUACCUUGCCUACCAACGUCAACAACAGCAGGAAAUUAGAAAUUUGCAAGAAUCGAAUGGCUAUGUGAAUUCGGCAUAUGCCUCGAAUCCACACAUUGGCCUUCCUUGGCCUCCUACACCUCAUCUCCCAAAUCAAUGGAAGUCACCGUACACACCCACACUCCCUGUUCCCUAUCCGGUACUGACGCCAAACUCUGCUACCCCUUCCGAAUACAAAGUGCCCAUUACAGCGCCAUUAUUUGCAACCGAUGCGAAUUGGCCUUGUCAUAAUUCACCAGGUGGAAAUUACCUUCCUCCUACACCUGUUCCAUCCCAAAAUGAAUCUGACCUUUUAGGAUACCCGGCACAAAGAGCACCUGCGGUAGCCGCUUCUCCGUAUGCCGCUGGAUUUGUAUUGUGUCCAGCGCCGCCGGGUCGAAGCCCGAAUGUGAUGAAUGCACCGCGGAAGUCACUUUGA